Molecule: messenger RNA, 414 nt
Organism: Menidia menidia (Atlantic silverside)
Lineage: Eukaryota; Metazoa; Chordata; Actinopteri; Atheriniformes; Atherinopsidae
Source: the annotation of a GenBank genome assembly
AUGCAGGUAAAACCGGAGGAUUCAAAACCAUCUGAGGGGCUUGUUCCUCACAAAAGAAGCUCCGAUGACGAGGAGGUGGCCCGAACUCUGGAGGAGUUCUACGGGGACGUGGACGCCCUGGAGUUCUACCCCGGGCUGCUGCUGGAGAGGACCCGGGCGGGCGCCAUCUUUGGCGAGAGCAUGGUGGAGAUGGGCGCCCCCUUCUCCCUGAAGGGCCUCCUGGGGAACCCCGUGUGCUCGCCGGACUACUGGAAGCCCAGCACCUUCGGGGGCCGCGUGGGCUUCGACAUCGUGAACUCGGCCACGCUCCGGAGGCUGGUCUGCCUGAACGCCAGGACCUGUCCCUACGUGGCGUUCAGGGUCCCGCCGCAGGAGGGGCCGGACGGCGGGGGGCCCCGACCGGACGAGCUCUAA